AUGGCUGACAGAGAAGAGACAGAGAGAGACACUCAUUCUUCAUCAUCAGAUCAUAGAGAGACACAGAGAAAGACUCAAACACGUUCAUCAAUGGCUAUUACUGUGCCUGUGGCCAGCAAGAAGAAGAAGAAGAAGAUCGAGGACAUGAUAAUGGAGAACGAACUCCCUGUAGGUUUCAGGUUCAACCCCACGGACGACGAGCUUGUCACUCACUUCCUCCGCAACAGGAAUCUCGGAAAACCAACCCCUUUCAACGCUGUCAAGGAGUGUGACUUGUACGGCAAGAAAGAGCCUUGGGAAAUCUGGGACAUGUUUUCCGCCGUGGAUGGAUCACGCGUUGUUAGAGAACUGUAUUUCUUCACGAAGCUCAAGACCUAUAACAAUGGCAGACGCAUUGACAGAAGGGUGGGUUCGGGUUCGGGUACGUGGAAAAAGGAACAUCAGUUGAAGACUCCGGGCCUAGUAGGGGUUGAGAAAAGUAGGUUUACCUAUGAAAACAACGAUGACAAGUCGUCGAAGUCGUCUUCUUCGUCGUCCUCGAAGUCGGGACGAAAUGGUAAAUGGAAUUUGAUUGAGUACAAAGACUUGAACCCUCCAAAUCAAGAUUCCAAUGAGUAUGUUGUUUGCCGGCUGUCAUAUAGUGGAAAAUGGAGGAAUAACCAUUGA
Quercus lobata is the source of this 666-nucleotide messenger RNA. Its product is annotated as NAC domain containing protein 50-like. The record is from RefSeq and is a predicted model, not a curated record. Gene Ontology annotation, molecular function: DNA binding. Lineage: Eukaryota; Viridiplantae; Streptophyta; Magnoliopsida; Fagales; Fagaceae. Bases 1 to 666 code for a protein of 221 amino acids. Gene Ontology annotation, biological process: regulation of DNA-templated transcription; system development. The transcript is spliced from 2 exons.